This is a messenger RNA of Saccharomyces paradoxus, 1806 nucleotides long. RefSeq names its product ubiquitin-protein ligase SAN1 (gene SAN1). The record is from RefSeq and is a predicted model, not a curated record. Lineage: Eukaryota; Fungi; Ascomycota; Saccharomycetes; Saccharomycetales; Saccharomycetaceae. Gene Ontology annotation, biological process: protein ubiquitination. Gene Ontology annotation, cellular component: cytoplasm. The transcript has a single exon. The coding region runs from base 1 to 1806 and encodes 601 amino acids. Gene Ontology annotation, molecular function: ubiquitin protein ligase activity.
AUGAGUGAAAGCGAUCAAGGACAAGACAGAGGCACAAAUACAUCACCAAAUAACAUUGAAAAUAAUAAUAAUUCAAACUCAGCCUCCGCCCAACUCAAUAGUGGUACUGAGCAAACAAGAAACAUAACCGUUUCCAUUCAGUAUUCGUAUUUCACUCCGGAGAGGCUAGCACAUUUAAGCAAUAUAUCUAAUAAUGGUAAUACUGAAAAUAAUAGUGCAACGUCCGCUAGCACGAUUGCCCCAGGUACUGGGCCCAGCUUUGGAAUCGGAAAUGGGGGUCAUCAACCUGACGGCGCUCUUGUUCUAUCUUUUCGUGAUGUUCCUGCGUCUACUCCCCAAGACCGUUUGAACAGCUUCAUAUCUGUUGCCGCUCAGCUAGCAAUGGAGAGAUUCAACAGAUUGUUAAAUAGACCAAAAGGUAUAACAAAGGAUGAGUUUGAUAAACUGCCUGUGCUGCCGGUAUCUGAUCUACCCAAAACUGAAGGACCUUUGUGUAGUAUAUGUUAUGACGAAUAUGAAGAUGAAAGCGAUCCUUCUAAAACAAAAAGAAAAAGGGAUUCAGAAGAUGAAGGGGAAUCUGAAGGGACAAAAAAAAGGAAGGAUAACGAAGGUGCGCUCAACACACGUAUAAUCGCUGGCAAUGGCAGUGGCCCAUCGAUUACAAAUGCUGCGGUUGUUGAGCAGCCUCCAGAUCUUCAUGAUGAGGAAACUAAUCCAAGCUACAAGCACUCACCAAUCAAGUUGCCUUGCGGCCACAUUUUUGGAAGAGAAUGUAUUUACAAAUGGUCAAGAUUAGAAAAUUCCUGUCCCCUCUGUAGACAAAAGAUUAGCGAAUCUGCAGGUGUUCAACGUGCAGCUCAACAAGAUACGGAUGAAGUAGCAGCUAACGAAGCCGCCUUUGAACGUAUUAGACGAGUUCUGUACGAUCCAACUGCAGCGAAUAAUACUAACGAAAACGCUACCGCAUCCGAGAAUACUUCCAAUACAACGGUUCCUACUAUUGGAAACGCGAAUUCUGGCGAACAGAUGUUAUCAAGGACAGGCUUCUUCCUAAUGCCUCAAAACGGCCAAUCUCUACACGAUCCAGUCCGCUUACCACCUAACGAUAGCGAUAGAAAUGUUUUCAGCGGACUGAACUCAACUGACCAAAAUCUACCUUCUAACCCUGGUGGUUCGAAUAACAAUCAAAGUCCGCGCUGGGUUCCAAUCCCCUUGACCUUAUUCCAAUUCCACAGUCCAAAUCCGAACUCUAACGCUUCUAAUUCUUCAGCAAGCCCAUCGACAACGACCGGUUCAAACUCAAAUGACACUAGCAGUGACGCUACAGAUGCUCACCAUAACAGACUAAGAGCUGUUUUGGAUCACAUAUUCAACGUUGCUCAGGGAGGAACAUCAGAUACCUCCGAAACAGAAACUUCUGGAGCGCAAACUGUUCAAAACCAAGGACAUAAUGACACAUCGUCAUUUGAUGCAACCCAAGGAAGUUCCUUUUUGGACAAUAUUUCACGACUAACAGGCCAUUUCAGGAAUGGCUCAAGGGAAAACAAUAACGACAAUAACUAUAACAAUGAUCAUCAAGGAAAUGGAAGUACUACCGACAGCAACAGAAAUAACUUAUUUUCCUCGGGUGUUGCCAGCUAUAGAAAUCAAAAUGGUGAUGUUACUACUGUUGAACUAAACAGCAACAAUUCUGCCCACCCACCUGCAGACGAAAAUUCCUCCCAAGACCAAGAUUCAAGUAGCUCGGACACGACUAUUCAUAACAACGUCCCUAAUGAUAACAAUGAGCAACGAUCAACUCAAUAG